CGCCCGCCGAGCCAUGUCGUUGAGCCCCAAGCACACGACGCCCUUCUCCGUGUCCGACAUCCUAAGCCCCAUCGAGGAGAGCUACAAGAAGUUCGGCGGCGCCAUGGACGGCGCGCCGCCCAACCUGGGCUCCCCCCUGGGGGCGGCGGCCGCGGCCGCAGCGGCUUACCGGCAGCAGCCCGCUGGCUCUUCGUCGCAGGCGGCGGCGGCCGCGGCGGCCGCGGCUGCGGCCGCGGCCGGAAUGCAGCCACCUCCCCACGCCAUGGCGGGCCAUAACGCGGCAGCGGCAGCGGCUGCGGCCGCGGCCGCGGCCGCGGCGGCCGCCACCUACCACAUGCCUCCCGGAGUCUCCCAGUUCCCCCACGGAGCCAUGAGCGGUUACUGCAACGGGGGGAUCGGCAACAUGGGAGACAUCCCCGCCUAUCCGGACGGCAUGAGGGGCAGUGCUGCGGCCGCUGCCGCCACCGGCUGGUACGGGGCCAACCCGGACCCCCGCUACUCCACAAUCUCCAGGUUCAUGGGGCCGUCCACCGGCAUGAACAUGACGGGCAUGGGGACGCUGACGGGGAUCGCCGAGGCAGCCAAGUCCAUGACCCCGCUCCAUGCGGCUCCAAGAAGGAAAAGGCGAGUGCUCUUCUCGCAGGCGCAAGUCUACGAGCUCGAGAGAAGGUUCAAACAGCAGAAGUACCUGUCAGCCCCCGAGCGGGAGCACCUGGCCAGCAUGAUUCACCUCACGCCGACCCAAGUGAAGAUCUGGUUCCAAAACCACCGUUACAAAAUGAAAAGGCAGGCGAAGGACAAAGUCACGCAACAGCUGCAGCAGGAGAACAGCUUGUGCCAGCAGCAGUCACCGCGGCGAGUGGCGGUGCCCGUGCUGGUGAAGGACGGGAAGCCGUGCCAGAACACUUCCAACACCCCGACGCCCAGCCAGCCUGGGCCGCAGCCGCCGCAGCCCAGCGGGGCCAAUGGCGUGCUUCCCUCGACCAACAGCGCUGUCCAUCAGCACCAGAACCCACAAGUUAACUCCUUAACCCAGGCGCCCGAACUGGAAGAGAUGUCUCCCAGUCCUCCUUCUCUUCACAACCAAGUCACCAACCUGGCCCAGAUGGACACGACCACUGUCGAUUACAACAGUGGCAUGGUCAACCCGAACCUGCUCUAUGGCAGGACAUGGUAAUAGGGUGGAUUUGCCUUGGGUUGUGUUUCUACAAGGUUCAUCAACAGUAUUCACCUGUUGAUCUGCUUGCUUGCCCACCCUUUGUUGGAGUGUGUUCCUACUUCUUUCC
Molecule: messenger RNA, 1286 nt
Organism: Phascolarctos cinereus (koala)
Lineage: Eukaryota; Metazoa; Chordata; Mammalia; Diprotodontia; Phascolarctidae
Gene: NKX2-4
Product: NK2 homeobox 4
Biological process (GO): cell differentiation; regulation of transcription by RNA polymerase II
Cellular component (GO): nucleus
Molecular function (GO): DNA-binding transcription factor activity, RNA polymerase II-specific; RNA polymerase II cis-regulatory region sequence-specific DNA binding
Source: RefSeq, a predicted model, not a curated record